AUGGGAAAAUGGGAAAAUCGCACAAAUAGGAAAAUUGGAAAAUCGCACAAAUGCGAAAAUGGGAAAAUCGCACAAAUUGGAAAAUCGCAAAAGUGGGAAAAUCGCAAAAGUGGGAAAAUCGCAAAAGUGGGAAAAUCGCAAAAGUGGGAAAAUCGCAAAAGUGGGAAAAUCGCAAAAGUGGGAAAAUCGCAAAUGUGGGAAAAUCGCAAAUGUGGGAAAAAUCGCAAAAGUAGGAAAAUCCCAAAUGUGGGAAAAUCGCAAAUGUGGGAAAAUCGCAUAUAUGGGAAAAACGCAUAUAAGGGAAAAACGCAAAUAUGGGAAAAACGCAUAUAUGGGAAAAACGCAUAUAUGGGAAAAACGCAAAUAUGGGAAAAACGCAUAUAUGGGAAAAACGCAUAUAUGGGAAAAACGCAAAUGUGGGAAAAACGCAAAUGUGGGAAAAACGCAAAUGUGGGAAAAACGCAAAUGUGGGAAAAACGCAAAUGUGGGAAAAACGCAAAUGUGGGAAAAAAGCAAAUGUGGGAAAAACGCAAAUGUGGGAAAAACGCAAAUGUGGGAAAAACGCAAAUGUGGGAAAAACGCAAAUGUGGGAAAAACGCAAAUGGGGGAAAAACGCAAAUGUGGGAAAAACGCAAAUGGGGGAAAAACGCAAAUGGGGGAAAAACGCAAAUGGGGGAAAAACGCAAAUGGGGAAAAACGCAAAUGGGGAAAAACGCAAAUGGGGGAAAAACGCAAAUGGGGGAAAAACGCAAAUGGGGGAAAAACGCAAAUGGGGGAAAAACGCAAAUGGGGGAAAAACGCAAAUGGUGGAAAAACGCAAAUGGGGGAAAAACGCAAAUGGGGGAAAAACGCAAAUGGGGGAAAAACGCAAAUGGGGGAAGAACGCAAAUGUGGGAAAAACGCAAAUAUGGGAAAAACGCAAAUGUGGGAAAAACGCAAAUAUGGGAAAAACGCAAAUAUCGGAAAAACGCAAACAUGGAAGAAAUGCAAAUACGUUAA
Schistocerca piceifrons (Central American locust) is the source of this 999-nucleotide messenger RNA. RefSeq names its product LWamide neuropeptides-like. The record is from RefSeq and is a predicted model, not a curated record. Bases 1 to 999 code for a protein of 332 amino acids. The transcript has a single exon. NCBI's taxonomy places the organism in Eukaryota, Metazoa, Arthropoda, Insecta, Orthoptera, Acrididae.